Molecule: messenger RNA, 5715 nt
Organism: Cyprinodon variegatus (sheepshead minnow)
Lineage: Eukaryota; Metazoa; Chordata; Actinopteri; Cyprinodontiformes; Cyprinodontidae
Gene: wnk4a
Product: WNK lysine deficient protein kinase 4
Exons: 21
Coding region: 308-4846 (1512 amino acids)
Biological process (GO): positive regulation of sodium ion transmembrane transporter activity; intracellular signal transduction; monoatomic ion homeostasis
Cellular component (GO): cytoplasm; cytosol
Molecular function (GO): potassium channel inhibitor activity; ATP binding; protein serine/threonine kinase activity
Source: RefSeq, a predicted model, not a curated record
UUUUAAUGAUCUUCUGUAACUUUGGAAGCAGUUGCUCCCUCCGGAUGGAUCUCUGCGCGUCAGAGGCUGCGGUGGGCGGAGUUGGAGCGAUCAGGACGCACGGCCCACUGGAGCAUUGUUGAUAUUGGCUGCUCCGUCCUCUCACAGGAGGUUAUGUCUUCAGGUCUCUGGGAAGAGCAGAGGUUUAAUUAGAGAAAAAGGAAGAGCUAACAGAGACUUCAAUUAUGCGUUAACUUUACGCACGAGUUUCAUGGGUUACGCAUUUUUACGCAAAAGCUCUAAAAUUGGAAAGCCUUGAAGCGCCACAAUGUCUCACGCACAGGUUGAGAUCCCAGGACGCGGCUUCCCAGGCCUCUCAGUGGACAUGACGGACGACUGCUUAUCCCGCACGGUCCUCAGGACGCAUGGCUUGAACGCGCGGAGGAACUCCUACUGCCUGCAAAAAAUCACCAUGGACAUUGAUUCCCCUCUUUACAGCAGCGCCCUCUCCAAAGCCCUGUCCUGGUCAGCGGAAAACAUCCUGACGCUCGCGGAGUCCAGAGUAGAGGAGGAAAAAGCGGACGAGUCUCCAAAGCAGCUGUCUCCCGUCUCCAGUCAGGACGCAGGCACCGAUGCGCCCUCGGGGAGCCAGGAGCCCAACGCCGCGGGGUCCACCGGAGGAAACUGGCCCUCUGAACGCAGAGCCAAAGCUCACGAAGCGAGCUCGGACUCUGAUAACGAGCUCCAGCACCGACAGAACAAGGUGCUGUCCCGCAUCACCUUUGAAACGCAGUGGGAGCAGGAGGAGAGGGAGGAUGUGGAAACCAAAGCAGUGGCAACCUCACCUGAUGGACGAUAUCUCAAAUUCAACAUAGAGAUCGGGAGAGGUUCCUUCAAGACCGUGUAUAAAGGUUUGGACACGGAAACAACAGUGGAGGUGGCAUGGUGUGAGCUACAGACACGUAAGCUAACCAAAGCAGAGCGACAGCGUUUCAGCGAGGAAGUGGAGAUGCUGAAAGGCCUGCAGCAUCCCAACAUCGUACGUUUCCAUGACUCCUGGAAGUCAACAAUGAAGGGCCACAAGUGCAUUAUCCUCGUAACUGAACUCAUGACCUCCGGAACGCUCAAGACGUACUUAAAGAGGUUUAAGGAGAUGAAGUUAAAGCUGCUGCAACGCUGGAGUCGCCAGAUCCUCAAAGGGCUUCACUUCCUGCACACACGCACUCCCCCCAUCAUCCACCGGGACCUCAAAUGUGACAACAUCUUCAUUACCGGCCCCACUGGCUCUGUUAAGAUCGGAGAUCUGGGGCUUGCCACUCUCAAAAGUGCCUCCUUUGCUAAAAGUGUGAUUGGAACUCCGGAGUUCAUGGCCCCAGAGAUGUACGAGGAAAAGUAUGACGAAGCAGUGGACGUCUACGCCUUGGGAAUGUGCAUCCUGGAGAUGGCCACUUCUGAGUACCCGUACUAUGAGUGCCAAAACGCAGCACAGAUCUACCGCAAAGUCACCAGUGGCAUUAAACCGGACAGCUUCUACAAGGUCAAAGUCCCAGAACUCAAAGAGAUCAUUGAGGGCUGCAUACGCAUGAUCAAAGAUGAAAGGUACACCAUUCAGGACCUUCUGGACCACCCCUUCUUCCAGGAGAACAACGGUGUCCACGUGGAGCUGGCGGAGGAGGACGACAUGGUGAAGCCUGGACUGAAGCUGUGGCUGCGCAUUGAUGAUACCAAGAAGCUUCACGGGAAAUACAAGGACAACAACGCCAUCGAGUUCCUCUUUGAGCUCUACAAGGACGUGCCUGAGGAGGUGGCUCAGGAGAUGGUCGUGCUCGGCUUUGUGUGCGAGGCAGACUUUAAAAUCGUGGCCAAGGCCAUACGGGACCGAGUGACGGCCAUCAAGAGGCAAAGGGAGAAGUUGAGGCGGCAGGCGGAGGAGCGUCAGAAGAAAGAGGCGCAGGAAGUGAUAGAAGAAGAACCAGAGCCUCAGACACCCUCACCUAGGGUCAAUGACGUCGUUGCAGCAGACUCCCCCACCCCAGCCCUGACACCUCAGGCCUCCGUUUCCUCCCCCAUCACCAGCUCUGCAGACUCUGGACUCAGCUCCAGCUACCCAGUAGAACCAGAGGAGCCUGAAGCGGAUCAGCACUUCCAUGUGCGCCACAACAGCCUGUCGUCUGCUAACUCUGACUGCGAAACAGACGCCGACCUGAGUUCCUUCGGUCUUCAGGAUCCGUUUGAGGCCAGCGGCUUCAAUGCACCCGCGACCCCUCCGACCCACUCGACCCCUAUAGCCACCUACACCAACACCCCCCCUGCAAACGGCUUCGCCAUCCCAGCGCUCCGCUUCCCCUCGAGUAUUGCAGUCUGCAGUAACACAGAACAUGGCAGCUCAGGUCCUCCAAGUGGGCUGAACUCCCCUGUUGACAGCUAUGCCUCCGAUGUGACUUCAGGUUUGAGCGACGGUUACGAAGGCCUGUCGGAGAAGAAUGAGAAAACGGCUGCGAGGCGAACAGCAGCUAAGCUGUUCAGGCGGAGGGCGCGCUCCAGGCUUCGCAUCACAGGGCUUUCUGAUAAAGUGGACCGGGUCGUGGAGUGUCAGCUGCAGACCCACAAUAACAAGAUGGUGACCUUUAAGUUUGAUCUGGACGGAGAUAACCCAGAAGACAUGGCUGCUGUCAUGGUUCGAAGUGAAUUCAUCCUGCCAUCAGAGAAGGAGGGCUUCAUCCACCGAAUGGGAGAUAUCAUCAAACGGGCCGAGGCUCUGAUGUCUAAAGACCAGUCGGUUCUCAACAGCGGCCACCGCCUCGCCCAGCUGGCUUCACAUGGCGCCAUAAACUCCUUGUCUUCCUCACAGCCUAAUCUGCACAGUCACUUUAUGCCUCGAACACACUCCUCCUCUUCGCUGCCCGAGUACAGUGUGGCUUGCCCCAGCGUAGGGGUGCGUGGCUCUCCCCCUUGUCCUAAUGGCGAUGUCCUGAGUUCAGACAUUACUUCACCUGGGCGACCUCUUAUACGCUCACAGUCUUUCCACAACACCCCAGGGUCUCCUCUCCACCAUCAUCAGCACCAACGCCCGUCAUCUCUCGUGUCCAACCAGCAGCACUACCAUUUACCCUACAUGGGCCAAACUCACUUUCCGUUCACAUACCCGGGAUCUCCAGGGUCUCCGAAGCCAGCAGGGCAGCAUCCUCCCCUCACCCGUGUGGCCAGUAACCCUACCUUCUCUUCUAUUCCCUCUCCAACACCCAGCUCUCCGAGUCCAGUGAAUGAUACCCCAAGUCCGUCAAUGGAAAACGUCAUGUUGUCCCCUCCUGGACCACAGCCUCCCAAUAUGUGGCCUGCCCACUCUCAGCCGUUAUUCUCAUUAGCUAAUGUCAUCUCCAUGGCCAUGAGUAUGGCUCAUUCUUUCAUUCCCCCUCAGAACAUGCCUAAUCAGGGAAUGCCCUCUUAUCCAGGCUUCCACCCCCACCUGCAAGGACCCAUGGCCCCUCCCUCAGGUUACCCAUCGGUCUACCCCCACCAUUACCAGUCUCCACCACCGAUGGAUGCCCCAUACCCUUCAGUGGGUAUCCCAGCUCAAAACAUCUACCACAGCCAAGAGCAAGCUCCUCAGAUGGAUGGGCUUGGAUUUUACCAGAACAGCCAUCCACAGUGGCAGCAUCCUGCAUCUCCAGCUUCCACUCCUCCACAUUCCACUCUGGAGACCAUGCAACAGAUCCGACCAACCGGUUCCCCAAUUCCACACAGAGAGGAUGGCAACGUGACGCCCCACUCAGCCCAGGCUCCAGCCCAGCUUCAAGCUAGAACAGAAGUAUCCUCAUCGACGUCUUCAUCGGACGCUCGCCCAUCACCACCAGUCAGCCCAGAGAACAAUGUUUCCUCCGGUGAUCAGUUCCACCCAGCCGGACCUGCAGCCAGCACCAGCAGCCCGAAGACCAAAGCCUCUUCCACUGAAUGUGAAGUCAAGUCAGCACCAGUGAGGGUUGGAAGGUUCCAGGUGACGCCCAGCGUUGACGUUGUGGACUCCUCUGACCCAGCAAACCCAGCACCACCUGCACCACAGCCAACCAUCAACAGCAACACCCAGUCAGAGAGCAGCACAGAGGAGGUGGGGGGGUCCGAGUCCAGCCUUAACACCUCCCUCACCAUGUCCCCCCCUCAGCCUCAUCCCCACAGAGACCCUAAAGGGGUCGUCCAGAAGGUGGACCGGCCAGCAGGAUGGGCUGUAAGUCAGCAUCAGCAUCGUAACAGAGAAGAUGAAGAAGUCGAAGAUGAGGAGGAGGAGAGGGAGAUUUUAGGGGAGCGAUCGAGGGUGAGGAAGAGGGGUCGGAGGAGGACUUGCAGCCUCAGCUUGAUGGGGACAUCUGCAGACAGCGGGCUCUCGGUGACGGCCGCUGAGAUGGAGGGGAGGCUGUGGGACGGAGCGGCCGGCAGCCCCCAGUACAGCAACGCCCUUCACAACCUGUGGCUGACCACUUACAACCGCAGCGCCCCCUACCUGAGCAGCGACGACUCUGACAGCGAGGACGAGGAAAUGAUGGAGGAACUUCAGGAACUCAGAGAAAAACACCUUUCAGAGGUUCAGGCUUUAGAGGCUGAACAGAAGAGGGAAAUCGAGGAACUGUAUGCGAGGAUGGGGAAGGUUCCUCCUCCAGGCAUCGUCUGUCCAGCAGCCAUGCUUUCCAGCCGCCAGCGCCGCCUCUCCAAAGGCAGCGGUUUCCCUUCGUCCCGCAGGAACAGUCUGCAGCGCGUCGACAUUCUGCCUAUCCAAGGUAUCAUCAGGAGAAACUCUCUUGGAGGCAGCAGCAGCGGUUCGCAGGAUAAACUCAGUAAAGGCGUAACUUUUGCUACUGACAUCAGUAGAAUGUAAGAACCCAAGGACAAGAAAUCCAGACUACCUCAUCUGAAGCGACUGCAAGAGGCCGAAAAACCCUUCAGACGGUUUCGCUGGCGCACCACCCAUUUAACUGCCCCUCCCUGAUCAGCGACUGUGCAGCUCCGCCCGGCUGCUCCUUUACCUCACAUGUACAGAAGCGGUUACUGAUGAAGCCGGAGUCGAAGCGUCGUCCCGCACGGAUCCGACGUAAAUCCUCCACAGUGAAUCAUAACAAUGCAACGACGGCGUCAAGCGACGGUACCUUGUGUCGCCAAGGCGGUGCAUUUACCAUGAGGCUGACCCAGAAUAACAGAAAAUGAUUUCCUGCUUGUCUGAUGUGAUGCUGACGGAAAUGAUGCUGUACUUUAUAACGAACUCGCUCCAUCUGCUGAAUGAACGGUGAACUUAUUCUCAUUCAGCAGGGCAGCGGUUAUUUCCUUCCUUGGAUUAAAUCAAACACUAGCUGCAAAGUAGCUUCUUCAACUCGGUACCAUUAAUAAGAAAACAACUUUUCUUUUGGGACGCCAUGAAAAUGUGACACUUGUGCAAAUGUUUCUAAAGUACAAGCAAAUGAGAAAGCUGGUAUAGAGCGAGCGUCAGAGUAUUUGAAAAAAAAAGUUCCUGAACUACUGGCUUUCCUGUUGACUGUAAAUGUGUAUAUAGCUGAAUGCAUUUAUUAUAGAUUAAGUUUACAAGCUAAAAAGUAAACAGAAUAUUUCUGGUACCUUAAGUCCUUUUUGAGCUGAAAACAAACAAAAAAAUAAAUAAUCAAAUGUGUAUUGAUAUAAAUGAUAUUAAAAUCUAUUUAUUUUAGUGAUUCGAUUUAAAAAGUAAAACUCUACAGGUUAAUUUCUCACAGAGAU